GUAAUCACAGCUGGGGAUAGUAGCUGAAAAGGAAAAGUUCAGCACGCUACGUUAUGUCAUGAAACUUGGCUCCUAUACCUAGUGCUAUAUUAUUAAAUUGUUUGGCAUUGUUAAAUAGGUUGCUUUUAAAUACUAGACAAACUCUGUAGCCAAGUCUGGGAAAACAACUUGGUUUCUUACCAGGAAGGGGACGAGGAGUCUGGGAUUUGACUAAUGAGGAAUUUUAUUCAAUUAGUGCUGCUUAGUAUAUUGCCAGUGCUACCGCGUUAUUGAAAGCUGAUUACUGACCACACUGCAAGGACUCUCUUACCAGUGAAGCAGCAUUGACUGAUCAAUUCCUCGACAGGAGACCAUGGCAAAGAAGGUGGCAGUGAUUGGAGCUGGAGUCAGCGGCCUGGUCUCACUGAAGUGCUGUGUGGAUGAGGGACUGGAACCCACUUGCUUUGAGCGGACUGAAGAUAUUGGAGGGCUGUGGAGGUUCAAAGAAAAUGUUGAAGAUGGCCGAGCGAGUAUCUAUCAAUCUGUCAUCAGCAACACCAGCAAAGAAAUGUCCUGUUUCAGUGACUUUCCAAUGCCUGAAGACUUUCCAAACUUCCUGCACAAUUCUAAGCUCCUGGAAUAUUUCAGGAUUUUUGCCAGAAAGUUUGAUCUUCUAAAAUAUAUUCAGUUCCAGACAACCGUCCUCAGUGUGAGAAAACACCCAGAUUUCUCAUCCUCUGGCCAAUGGGAGGUUGUUACUGAGAGCAACGGCAAGAAGCGAAGCGCUGUCUUUGACGCAGUUAUGGUUUGCAGCGGCCAUCACAUCCUCCCUCACAUCCCACUGGACUCCUUUCCAGGUAUUGAGAAGUUCAAAGGCCAGUAUUUCCAUAGCCGCCAGUACAAGCACCCAGAGGGAUUUGAGGGGAAACACAUCCUGGUGAUUGGACUAGGAAACUCGGCCUCAGAUAUUGCCGUUGAGCUGAGUAAGAAGGCUGCUCAGGUUUUUAUCAGCACCAGACAUGGUUCCUGGGUCAUGAGCCGUAUCUCCGAAGACGGCUAUCCCUGGGACAUGGUGUUGCACACCCGGUUUAUCUCCAUGCUCCGAAAUGUCCUGUCACGAUUCAAAAUAAUUCGAAAAUGGAUGAUGGAACAGCAGAUGAAUCGGUGGUUCAACCAUGCAAAUUAUGGCCUUCAGCCUCAAAACAAACAUCUCAUGAAAGAACCUGUAGUAAAUGAUGAUCUUCCAAGUCGUAUACUCUAUGGAGCCAUCAAGGUGAAAUCAAGAGUGAUAGAGCUCACAGAAACUUCCGCCAUCUUUGAAGAUGGAACAGUGGAGGAGGAUAUUGAUGUCAUUGUCUUUGCAACGGGAUAUACUUUCUCUUUUCCCUUCCUGGAAGAGUCACUUGUUAAAGUAAAGGAUAAUACGGUCUCACUGUAUAAGUACAUGUUCCCUCCUCACCUGGAGAAGUCAACUCUGGCCUGCAUUGGUUUCAUCCAGCCCCUAGGCUCCAUUUUCCCAACUGUUGAACUUCAAGCUCGUUGGGCAACCAGAGUUUUCAAAGGCUUGUGUACCUUGCCCUCAGAGAGGACUAUGAUGGCGGACACUAUCAAGAGGAAUGAAAAAAGAAUAGAUCUGUUUGGAAAGAGUCAGAGUCAGACACUGCAGACCGAUUACAUCAACUACUUGGAUGAGCUCGCUUCAGAGAUAGGUGCGAAGCCAGACCUCCUGUCUCUCCUGCUAAAAGAUCCCAAACUGGCCAUGAAGCUCUAUUUCGGACCCUGUAACUCCUACCAGUACCGGCUCACUGGGCCUGGGCAGUGGAAGGGAGCCAGAAGUGCCAUUGUCACUCAGAAAAAGAGGAUACUGAAGCCUUUAAAGACACGGGCACCAACAACCUCAUCUAAUUUCCUAGUUUCCUUCCUGUUGAAAAUCCUGGGGCUUCUUGCUAUUUCUGUAGCCUUUUUUUUCCAGCUUCAGUGGUUCUAAUCUGUCGGAGUAAGGCUUUUGACUUUAGUGUCAGUCAGCUCCUCUUUAAAAACAAAAAAGGCUAAAAGAAAAAAUAUUAAAUCUAGAUUCUGUUUCAGAGCUGAUAGGAACAGAGAGGUGGUUGUAGAGAAUUAGCAGAAUUAGGUCCAUGUAAAACACCACAAUGGCGUCAUGAAAUUUCUUGGCCAUUCCAACCUUUCCUCAAGUUCGCCAGAUUCUCUAAAAGGACAAAUAACAUGGCCAUGUACAUAGUGCUGCCAGCCCUUACAUAACACAGUUGUGUGGAAAAAAAUAGAAAUGCACAGAAUGAAAAGCAGGCCCCAUGGCUUAAAACAUUGGGAAAUUUCAACAGUGAGUAAAUAUCUAAUCCCCUGCGUGAUGCUCUUAAUAGUCCCCUUACCCAGACUGUAUUUGGUAACAAAGUCCUUGGGUGUUACGUCAUGCUCCAUUUGCUUAGUGGGGCAUUGCUCAAAAGUCCUGGAGAUAACAAUGAGAGGAUAGACUCAAAAAACGAUGGCAAUGAUGUGACAGACUUCUAGUACCUCAUGUUGAAAGCUGAGCCAAUAGUCACGUUUCUGAUACUUUGACAUAAAACCACUGUAAAAAUAAAAAUAAACAUGCCAUAAUAGCUA
This is a messenger RNA of Leopardus geoffroyi (Geoffroy's cat), 2598 nucleotides long. It is a transcript of the gene FMO2, whose product is annotated as flavin containing dimethylaniline monoxygenase 2. Bases 353 to 1966 code for a protein of 537 amino acids. The record is from RefSeq and is a predicted model, not a curated record. Gene Ontology annotation, molecular function: flavin adenine dinucleotide binding; NADP binding; N,N-dimethylaniline monooxygenase activity. Lineage: Eukaryota; Metazoa; Chordata; Mammalia; Carnivora; Felidae. The transcript has 8 exons.